GUUAUCGGUUAACCGCUACAGACUUGUUAAUCAGUUUACUUUCGAUGUAAUUUGAUUUUAAUAUGAUUUUCAAGUGUUCAGUUAUUGUAUGUUGGUACGAGAGAUUAUAAUAUGAAUCUGCCAAACUUAAUCAAAUGACUUUUUGUAGAAAGACAUUUGCUUAUUUGACUAGGCCAAAGCAGAAUAGCGCGAGAUGGAAACGAGGUGUAAAAAACUGGCAUUUACAGGGCGUGUCUAGUUUAGUCCAGUCACCAUGAGCUGGGUCCGAUAUAAUGGCAGUACUAUCAGUAGAAAAUAGUAACUUGAUAUUGAAACGUAACUUGUUGGAUAUAGUACUUGUUAAAUGAGUAGUGACUUUGCAAUGUGUCCUGAAAGUAUAUUUAAUGCCUUUGAAUCUACCUCACUACUGACUGUAGCUGUUUCAAAUUGACUCAACUUUGGUGAACGCAAAUUGACUCCAGUUGUGUCGGGUCGCUGAAUGCCAUUUUUGAUUAAUUGAAAUGUCCAACUUACGGCGACAUUUAAAUUUUGUUUUGAACAAGCCACUAACCCACCAUGCUCAAGGAAUAGGAAGUGCUACAAUAAAAUCAGCUUCAAAAUCAUCAACAUUUUGCAUUAUGUCAAGUGAUUUGUACAAUUGCCUUGAUAUCUGCUCAUCAUAUAUUCAGGCCCUGAAUACUCUUUGUGGUGCUGGUACUCUUUUGGCCCAGAAUUUUCUCAAAGUAUUCAAUGAGGUACCUUCUCACUGGGAAGUAGCUUCACAGUUUCUCAAUGCAUGGGAUGAAAUCAGCAAAGCCACAGCUGGUGCUAGUGCUGCAGUGAAAACAGAAACCCUGAUGAGUCUUCAAGACAUACUGAACAGAUUAGAGGAGGGAGAAAACAAACAUAGAGAUGGGGAUGAAGAAAUUGAUGCGCAGUUUGAACAUAUCCAGGCAAUAGGACUGUGUCUUCUUUCUUAUGUUGAACUACAAGCUCAAUUCUCACUUGCUGCAUGGAAGGCAUUAUCACAGAUCACAAGGAAUUUUUCAUCUGAAAGGUUUACACACCAUGAAAGAGAAGCUGUAGUUAUGAAUCGGCAUGAUAGUCAGGUUCCAGAAAAAUUCAACUUAUCUGUAACAAUAAGGAAACAUUUUGGCCAACUGCUUGAUAAGCUAUACACAGGUAGUUCAAAACCUUCAACAGUUGAAUCUAUACACAAUCAGUUUUCCACUCAUAGCCAGAUUUCUGCUUGUCCAUCAAUGAACCUUGGUGAAAAGGGUAGACCACCAGCUGGACUUAUGACACCUAAUUUCACAUGGUCAAAUUCAAAUUUCUAUCAGACUGGAUCAUUGCAUUUCAAUUCAGAGAGUCCUUCUCAAACAGAGCACUCCAAAAACACAUCAAAUGAGCUGGAUGAAGUUAUCAACUUGUUAUCAUGGAAACCAAUGAAGCACAAUUCCAGCUCCUUAUUAAGACAAAUGCCUACAGUGUGUGACUUUGAUAGUAAUUCUGAACUCUGGAAGACAGUUUCUUCUAAGUAUGACAGCAGAGAACUGAGAACCAACCAUUCAGCAGUUCACAUAUUUCCUGAUGCUAAUAAUAUAAUGUCUAGCUCAGAUGGAAAGAAAACAUGGCCACAGAUGAAUAACCAUAAUGUUGGUGCUGGUUUCUCUUCUGUAAACUGGAUCUGGAUGGAAGAUCCAAAAUUAGCUUCAUGCAUAGAACCAGGUCCACAGACUGGAAGCCAACUGAACAGUGAAAAUUGCAGUUUUAGUCAGAAUACACAUUCUUUAAUUGCUUGGCAAAAUGCAGAGAGAGAGAGGUGGAAUACAAUGCGGAAGGGAGAAAAUAGUUGUUCUAGUGAUGAUGCCUCCUCAAUCAAUGGGCAAGACAGUGAUGUUUUUUCUUUUGGGCUUGAUUUUGUUGGAAGAGAACUGGUUGCUUCUGUCAGACAAAGACGACACAGUAGUAGUGAUGGUGUGCCAGACCCCCACCAGGCUGAGGUGUGUAACACUGGAAAGGGAACAGAUCUGAACUGGGACGACCGAUUUGUGAAGACAUCGACUUGGCCGCUUAAACAAACUAGCAUUAGAUUUCCAAGUUCCUUUUAUGUUGUAACUCCACCUGUUUCCCAUGUAUGUGAGCCACAAGUUGGAGAAACGUGGCUCAGCUCAGUUGGGAGAAUUUCAUCUCAAGGAAAUGUUGCCAAAAAAUAUUGCUUAUUUGGUCAACCAUCUUGAAACAUGGACAUUUUAAAAUGGUAUCAGAGAUGUCUUUGCAGAGAGUUGUGAGAUUAGAAUAUUGAAAAUAUUUGUAAGUGCCUUACACAUAUAUAUAUAGCAGUUUGUCUUUUGAACUGAUGCUUCUCCCUAUACUAAGAUCCAUUUCUAACAACUUUCUUUUAAUGUGGAAUUAAAAGAGUAAAAUGACAAGAUCCUAGUGAAGGAACACACAAAUGCAUUUUUCAUGUGAUGUAUUUAAGCAUAUAUUUUAAUACUCUUAAACUAAAGCAAGAUAUUCCUGAAAAUAUUUCCAGUUUGUACAACAGGAGAAAGCAACUUGGAAAUGACUGUUAAAUAUUGCAGCAGUCUUGAAUAUUAUGAAAUAAUUUUUAGUUUGUAGCAGCUUUUAUAGACGAAACCAUUAAGGUUGUGACUAUUUUGAAUAAUCUAUUUUAUAGGUUACGAAAAUGUGCACUUACUCAUUGUUUGUACAUAAAUAUCAAUUACCUAAAUAUUAAACAAACUGCAGUUUGAAACAUAUUUUAUUGAAGGCCUAAUAAAGCAUAUUUGUGUUACAUAAGAAACAAUACUCAUACAUAGUGCAUAACUUACAACUGGAAUUAGAAUUGUGUGAAAUAGUUGUAUGAUCAGGUUUUUCUUCAAAUUUAAUACUAAAAUGCUCAAGCACCUGCUUAGCCUUUCUUUAUUAUUUUCAUAAUUUUGUAAAACUGUGUGGCCUAAAAUCAUAUGUAAUAAGUAUCUUUUUUUUUCCCAUUAAAUAUUUAUAUCUAGUGAUUGAAAAUGAAUAAAUACUAAACCAAAGAUUGAAGCCAAGACAUUUUAAAGAGAGAAUUAUGAUGUGAAUGAAUUUUUUUUCCAGAUCAAGGAUGAAUGGUGACAUAAUAUAGCCCAAGUUAUUAUGGGCAAUAUCAGGAGGGUUUUGUGAAGCACAAACUGUCUUGAAUUACAGUGUUAUCUUAUACCAUAAGCUAAAAGAUGCUUGUAUAAGUUGUGUUUACAGAACUAUAUAUAAAUAUAAUGCAAUAAAUUUCAUAUUUAAUAAGAGUAUAGCUGUAAUCAAUUUUAAUCCCAAUAUUAUUGGCCUAGUCUUUGAAAUUUUCUUAGUUUUGUAUAUUAUUCUUAAGAGAGGAUUAAUGUGUGAUAUGCACAUAUAUAUCUGAUUAUACUGAAAGCUUUCAAGGUAAGAUAGCUUUAGAAGUAUGAAAAUUAAUUUUUUUAUUACAGAAAAGGAAUUGUUUAAAAAUACCAGCAGUGUGUACAUAUGUUUUAAUGGCUAAAUAAACACUGCACACUAACAAAAAUAACACUACUUGUAAAGUUACAGAUUAUUAUAUUGAGAUAAAAAUGAAAUGAGCACUUUUUUGUCUCCAUUGUUAGCUGCACUCUUCAUGUAGGAAGAAAAUUAGCUGGAGAAGAGAAACCCACACAAAACCAAUAUCUUUCAUGAAUAACAUUUAGUUCUUCAAAAAUUAGUAUCUGCUUUCUACUUCAUUUCUAGGUAAAAUAAAAUUUAAAAGGCAGUAACUUCCUUUACUUUCAAAUGCAUAAUACAGGACAGGGCUUAGCUUGUGCUUUCAAGAAGUAAAGCCAUAAAAAAAGCUACCUCCGUUUUUUGUCUUUAUUUAGCUGUUAUUUACCACAUUAAAAAAGGCUGCUGACAAGCAGUAAUUGAAAAGGAACAUUUCUAACAUAAUUUCCCAUGUGAAAUAUUAGGACAAGUGUCCAACAUGCACAGGUUCAAUUGGACUUCAUACCAAAUAGAAAUCUGUAAUUAAAAAUUACAGCAUUGCUAGAUUUACAUUAUAAAAAUAAAUACAAAUUUAAGCUUCAUUUUGUUUUUAUAUACUAGUUGUAUUUAAACAC
Molecule: messenger RNA, 4085 nt
Organism: Limulus polyphemus (Atlantic horseshoe crab)
Lineage: Eukaryota; Metazoa; Arthropoda; Merostomata; Xiphosura; Limulidae
Exons: 8
Coding region: 501-2219 (572 amino acids)
Biological process (GO): Rac protein signal transduction
Molecular function (GO): CCR4-NOT complex binding
Source: RefSeq, a predicted model, not a curated record